Molecule: messenger RNA, 670 nt
Organism: Ceratitis capitata (Mediterranean fruit fly)
Lineage: Eukaryota; Metazoa; Arthropoda; Insecta; Diptera; Tephritidae
Product: zinc finger HIT domain-containing protein 3
Exons: 3
Coding region: 178-582 (134 amino acids)
Biological process (GO): box C/D snoRNP assembly; snoRNA localization; maturation of LSU-rRNA from tricistronic rRNA transcript (SSU-rRNA, 5.8S rRNA, LSU-rRNA)
Cellular component (GO): nucleus; pre-snoRNP complex
Molecular function (GO): protein binding
Source: RefSeq, a predicted model, not a curated record
GGAAAUAUGUACAUAUGUGCAUUUCGCUUGUGCAUAAAGACCGUGUGAGUCUUGUCGCUUCUCUUUCAUAUACGUUCUUUGGUGCAGGGGAACUGAAUUCGCCCGACGAAUACAGAAUAUGUAUUUGAGAUAAAUUCGUCGUGGGCUGCUUCAUUUGUUUACUUAAUCAGCUGAGCAAUGUUGUGUAUUUCGUGUGGUGUGCUAACAAAAAAAUAUAAAUGUCCGAAAUGUUUAGAAGCAUAUUGCUCGCUUUCCUGCUACAAGGAGCACCAAAAAACAACAUGCGAGCAGAAGCCCGUUGAAAACAAAACUCCAGAAGCGAGUCAGAACCAAGAGCCAACUUUGCACGAACCAUUCAGAACAGAAGAUACAGUACCGCGAAAUAAACUAGAACUUUUAAAGGACUGCAAAGGAUUACAUGACUUGCUCUACAAUCCACAUCUACGAAAUUUACUUAACGAAAUAGAUGUAGCCCCUAAUGCGUGGAAAGCUAUUAACGCAGCAAUGCAGGAACCGUUGUUCUUAGAAUUUGCUGAUGAAUGCCUUAAAGUUAUCGAGCCACAGAAUGCGGAAGAAACUUAAUACUUAAUUAUUUACAGAUGUAUUCGUUUGUUUACUUUACUAUAUAUAAUUAAAUCUGCACUUUAUUAUAAGUCAUCGUAAUCUCUUA